Messenger RNA from Bombus huntii, 6640 nucleotides. RefSeq lists its product as uncharacterized. Lineage: Eukaryota; Metazoa; Arthropoda; Insecta; Hymenoptera; Apidae. The record is from RefSeq and is a predicted model, not a curated record. The transcript is spliced from 4 exons. The coding region runs from base 170 to 1225 and encodes 351 amino acids.
CGUCAGCACCCCCUGGCCAGGCGCAUCUGCGCAUUUUCCAACAAAAUUUCUCUCACAGGCGAGGUUCUGCCCGUCCCGGAUCGUCGCGUUCGUUCCGACGGAGCAGGCUGCCGGAAGUCGAAACGGAGAAAACCAACCCCUUCGAUUGUUCACAUAUCGUUUAUCAAUUAUGUACAAAACCGUACGAAAAGGCGAUGCCAGCCUGCAGUACACGAUUCUACCGCAAACGGACCAGUUUUCGUCAUCCGGGUUCCCUCAGACAUCAGGAAAGGCGGGCUGGAGGGUCCUCAAGUACUCCAUAUGCACGUUGAUGAUUCUGUUCGUCGUGUCUUACGUGGCGGUAACUCUUUUCAUGAACCAGAGCGACGAGCGGCUGUUCGCCAGUACGGUGCUGGCUAUAGGCCGAGUUGGGCACAACUCGUCGAGGGCUAGAAACUCGUCGAGGAGUCAGGAGAAAGACAUGGCGAACAAAAGCAAAAACAGGCUUCCAGUAACGACCACGGUUUCAUCUACGGAAGCUUACAGGAAGCAGGAUAUCGAGGACGAGAUGACUACGUUGUUAGAGGCGUCGAACGUAGAUGAACAAGAGUCGCAGGAGUUCACUACCACAGAUUCCACAACGAGUAGCACGCAACGUUCGAAAACAUCCACGGAAUCGACGACGAGCGUCAAACAGACGUCCACGUCCACCACUACGUAUAUACUACCGACAACGUGGUCGACCGGUUUAAAAACGUUAACCAGCACCCCGAGUGAAGCGACCAAGAUGACGUCGAGCGCGCCAACGAGGAAGGCAAAGAUGCCAAGGGUGACCUUGAAGCUCAGAGAGAACGAAACGAUACCACAAAUGUACAUGAAGGCUGGGAUAGCGUCGUACAAAAAAGGAAACAUCACUACGAGCGUCCUGGCACACGGCCUAAGCCUGGAAGGGUUGAUCUUCAAGACGCCAGAGGGAACGAUAAACCCCUGGACGCAAAAGUGGUUCUUCACCGAUCCUUCCUCCGACUUUCAAUGGAAGAGCUUCAACCGGAUGGCGGUGAAGGUUUACAUAACCCUGGCAGUGUUCCUCACCUUCGCGAGCAUUCUCGUCUCUCUGCUGUUGUACGUGCGAAAGACCACGAGACGCCUGCGUCAAAGCGUCGAAGAACCAGAAGUGGAGGGACAGGAGGAGGACAAAUCGACUUUGUUGGGCGUCGAAAGCCAGGAAAUCGAGGAAAAAGAGUAAUCGUGAUUCAACCAUGGGAGAGCCACGUAGCUCGUAAGAUUCGCAUAUUUUUACAACGUGUACGUCAGUUUAGAUUUAGAUACUUCGCGUGAAACACCGAACGAACGAUCAUCGAGAUGUUGGGAAUACCGGUUAAUAUUUUUCGGGUUCGUUUAAUCGAGCGUUGAAAGCCCCGUUUUAAGGAAUUGACUGAUCGAAUAAUCAUCGUUCUCUUCUUAUCGUUUGCUUCGUUGCUAUUUUGCUUACUUGGUUAUAGUGGUUCGUGGAGAAUCAAGCUCGGUGAUAUUUUAACAAACGUAAAAUUUUCUGAACGCGUAAAGUCACGUAAUUCCUACCAAGGAUUUAUUUCUCAUAGGAAAUAAUUCCAGCUAAAAAUCGUUAAUAUCGUGGAAGAUUUUAAAAUUCGCGAUAUUUCCUGAAAUACCCUAGCGAAGUUUUUGUCUUAUAAUUUGUAUAUACCUAGACGUGAAAAGUGAAUUUUCAUUGAUUCCGAUAUGCUCGAUCUAUGCGGAGAAGAUGGUUCGAAAGAUAGUAGCCAGCUUUCGAAGGUUGGCUAGAUGGACAUUUUUCCUCGGUAUACCUUCUUCUUUCUGCAAAUACAAUUGAGACGUAACGCGUAAGAACGACUGAAAAGAACGACGCGGCUUUCGCGUGUUCACAGUCUUAUCCUAUUGCUAGGUUGCGCUAGCGUGUUGUGGUCCGAUUAAUUUUCGCCGAAUUUUGUCUGACACUGCAGACUACUUACAAUCAUUGACUCGCGAUGAUAGUCUUCGAAAUGUUUCUAUUAUAUAAUUUAUAAAGACGUAGAAUACUUUUUCGAAAGUUAUUUUCAUCGCUACUGAUUCUACUCGAUACUUUUUUCUAUUUCACAUGUAUGUAUAUCGAUACAUAUACGAUAUUAAUAUUAAUAUGCUUGUGUCUAUAUUAUAUUUUAUUCGUGCCGUAACAUCCUGCUGGAUAUAAAGCAAUUCCUCGAAAAAAAGAAACAGGUGAAUUUUGUACGAGACAAAUAGUUACAUUCGAUAGUUUAUAGCGUCUUUGUGCGCUUAGUGAUGAUUUUUUUUACCUCUAACGAUUGUGACCUUAUUUUCUACCAUCUUUUCAACAUGAGUAGGUAAGUAACGAUUCUCAACCAUAUUAUGUCUUUAAUACUAUAAGUUAGGCAAUUUUUUCAAGUACUUACUUAUGUGUUUAUGAAUGUUAUUCGUAAGCAAAUAAAAGCAUUGUCAUUCGAUUAGUCUGGAUGUAACAUUUGGAGCAAGAUGGGGACAUUUCCAUGAACGAUCAUUUUUAGAUAAUAUGGACGUACAGGAGAAAAACAGAGCGACAAAGUUGGAUCGAAGAAUCUAUGCGGAGAGCCGUUGAAGCGAUUGUACAAAAAAUGGGCUAUCGUAAAGCAAUUCUGGUCUUUAAUAUUCCUAAAACUACAUUGGAGAAGAGGUUGGCUCUCUAACGAAAAAAUUCUCAACAGAUGUUGAAGACAAUUUUGGACCUUUCUCGAUUGUGUUUUCGAUCGAACGAGAGCAAGAGUUAGUAAUUCUUUCUGCCUAAAUCUUUGUUACUUUCCCUACGGGAUUACAAUGUUCUGUUUCCACACAAAUACCACACACUACCAUUGUACAUAUAGUACAUACGUAUAGUACAUAUAAUACCACCAUACAGUAUUACGAAAUUUAGUAAAAUCCAUAUAUAUAUAUAUAUACAUAUAUACACAUAUAAGAUCAUAACUGGAACAUACAUAUACGAUCACAACCCAUACACACGUUACACAUAUAAUAAAGAAAAAUUAGUAUUUUAUUUAAAUGAAACGGGCCUACCAUUUGGUCUAACAACAAUCGAUAUAUACAAAUAGAUGCGUACUAUUUUUCCCCGUCACUAGGGCAUUGUCGCUACUUUCAAAAUUAUAUUUUUAUAUCUUUUUUGUUAAGUUUUGGAAGUUUAUUUUAACACGUUUCGAUAAACAGGCAUUGAUAUCAUAUAUGAUAUUUUUUGUAGAUACAACAUCAAUAAAUCUAGUAUUCUAGAGCAAUUUUGUUUUAGCAUUUCCAUCUUGCCCCAACUUCCCAUGCAUGAAGUAAAAACGACAUUCAAACUACUCAUCUUUUCUCUUAAAUCGAGACGUUAUCUUUCAUUGGAUAAUUCUUCGAUAUUUCAAUAUAUUAUAAUAUCUGGUACGACGAGUCGAUUAAUUUAAAACGACAAAUUUAUAAUUACCGUACAUAGUACAUAAUUAAUAUGUACUUGGUCGGACCAUGACGUGUUAGAUGCAUCUUUUUUGGAAUGAUAUGAUCAAAUUUCUAUCGGCAGAAUUUCAAAAUCGUGGAAACGUCCGAGAAACGUCGUUCGAACGAGAAUUUUUCUUCGACGACGGAAGGACUCCAUUUGAUUACCAAUAUGUAGAUACUUCCUGGCUAUUCUAUUACAUUAGUGAAUCGCACGGAAGCUAAUCUCACAAUAUCAGGAAGUUCUAAUGAUUUUUUACAAAGCAUCUUGCAUAUCCCCUGUACGUGUCGAGAGUCGUAAAUUUAUCAGAGAAUUUUCGAGCUCUUUCCUACAAAAGAGCUACUAAAGAAACAAAUCUAUCUAUAUAUAUAUAUAUAUAUAUAUAUAAGUGAAAAACAAAGUUACGUACCUCGAUGACCGAUUAAGGAGACAGUUUCUAAAAAACAGAUGAAUGACGGAAUCGUUAGAGAAACGAGCAAUCUUUCUAUACUAUUUGUUUCGCUUAUCUAUCACGAUCGACCGAACACGUAUAUUUUAUUAGAGAAAGUGAAAUUAAACGUUUGGUCAUCUCCGUAGCGGAUUUUAAAUGAAAUUAACCUGAGCAUAUAUAAAUAUGUCGUCUCGAAAGUAAGAACUUGUUUAAGGGUUUUAUAAAAGCGAAGUAGAAAAUGUAGUAGAAAGAUCGUAGGGUCUUGCGAUUAUCGGAAAUUCCGACUGAGACAGUCUGAUAAUUUGCAAGUGAUUUUCCAGUUGACAUUUCCGACAUAUACUUCGACAUGUUACGCCUUUAAAAAUCAAUCGAUAUUAACGACAGACGCGUCGAAACGAAUGUCAAACGUUAAUGUCGGCGGUCUCCUUAAUUCGGUCACACUAUGUAUUUGCUAAACUUUCUACACUGUGCAUACAGUACACAAUACGCUCCUGUAUAUGGCCGUAAAAUAUUAGAAAUAUCUGGCCGAUUUUCUUCAAAUGUCAUUAAGAAUCGCACCUUGAAAUUUCCUAGCACCGAUGUGCUUCGAAAAUAUGUCGCUUCAUCUACGAUCGCUAUAAACUUACUGUUAUGGGAGAUUGAAAAUUAAUUCGCUCAAUUUGCGUUCGAACAAAACAUCAAGAGGAUCGUAGCUUCUAAACGUACAGAAGCAAUCUUAGAAAAUCAUGUAUAUCAUUUACGUUCAAUAUUUUAUUUCUUUAUUUCAUUGUACGAUUCAAUGAGUAACGUUCUCGAUUUACUUCUCUUCGUCCCGGUUCGUAAUGCGAGUUGAAUGUUUCGUUAAAGACGGCCUGUAAUAUUACCCGAGAAUUUCUCUUCACCCACAUAUAAUAUAAAUUAUAGCGAUCAACUCGUUUAAAGAUUUCUUUCCGUAUUUUUAUUUGGUACUUAUUUAAUCACUAACACGUUCAGAUAUCUUCCAUGUAUUACGAAAGACAGCUUCGUAACGAGAAAAACUGUUGUAUUAAUUUAAAACGAAAAACACGUGUGCUAGGUGCAUAAAAAUUGCGUAAGAAGACUGUACGUAGUUUCAAGCGCAUAUUUUCUAGGUAUAUUCAUAUUUUAAUGAAUAUAUCAGGUAAUAUUGGAAGUAGCGAGUUAAAAUCACCAGCUACUAAUUACUCUUUGUCAUCGUGGAUGAUUAACGAUUGAUCGAAUUGUCUCGCAAAUUGCGUUAUUCGAUAUUAAUAUUAACGGAGAAACUGCGUUUUUAGCGUUAUACAUUUUCCCUAAGGGUGUAAAGACUUUCAUUAGUGAAAUGUAUUUCUAUGUGUAAUUAAAUAGCGAUGGCCGCAAAACGACAUCCUUAACAAAAUUUAGGAGACAAUCGAACGCAAUGUUUUUCACGCCAAUUUUUCUGCGAUCUUUACAAACAACGUCGUUCAGUAUUUUUAGAGCAAUACACAGAGCGUAAAAAGUUAGUCGUUAUUUAAGAAAUUAAUUUGUACAUUUAAACGCGUUUCGAUUAAACGAUACUAGCUGUUAAUAAUUUAACGAUACAAGCUCAAAUAAUUACAAAUGUUAAGCGACUAAUCUACAGAAAUUACUACGUUAAGGUUUUAUUUAACAGAUACACAUUGUCUACGUUUCUUUUUUAAAUACGUAACGUAUAUGUAUACCGUACUGUUAUAUCUACGAAAUCGCUACAUUCUUUUAGAUAUCGUUAAGUUUUGCAAUGCUUCCGAGUGCUUGUGAAUAACGUAAACUGUUGAAUAAUUUUCCUCGACUAAAAUUCAUCCGAAAAGAAGCUUACAAUUGUUGCUAACGAAGAAAUAAAGUUUUUGAAAUCUGCGAAGAGAUUAUUAAAUUCUGAAGGACUUUAUAAAACCUGUUGCUCAGUUAACAUUAUUUUAUCGCGAGGAACAACAUCAAGAUUUAUGAAGAAACGAGUCCAGUCGCCUUUAAUAGGUGCAGGAAAGGCCAGUAACAGUAGUUACUAAUUACCUAACAAGGAAAACAUUUUAUUCGUUGAGAUAAAUGUAUAGAAUGAUGUGUUGUGCGUUGUAUAAACCUGUGUUAUGUGUAAUUAAACACAAUAAUGCGAUAUGAUCGAUUAUUUGAUACUGGUACACUAGUAUACUAGAAAACGAUCUUGUAAGAUUUCACCAGUAGAAAAUGAUGACACGCGGACAGUGAACGUUCGCCAUUUUCUCUGUGUCGCUUUUAUUGUAUUUUUUCGAAUGCAAUUGACUGAUUUGUUAAGGAUUUUGUGAAAAAGGCAAACUCGAACUCGCUCGAUCACGGCGAAUCGGUUGUCGACGUUCCUUCGUUCUCGAACCAAUGAACACGCAAAUAGUAAGUACACGUGCAAUUCCGUACAAAGAAAAUGAGAAAAUAGAGAGCGAGAGAGAGAGAGAGAGAGAGAGAGAGAACGAGAGAGAGCGAGAGAGAGAGAGAGAACGAGAGAGAGAGAGAGAGAGAGAGAGAGAGAGAGAAAGACAGAAAAAUGUUUGAUGCGUUUUCAAAGAAAUAAAGAACAAAGAAGUAUGAGAAUAAGGGACUUAUAAGUGACACAAUAGUGCUGUAGCUGAGAAGAAAGAGACGGUUAUAGUUUCUAUUUUGAAGAUUAUAUUUUUUUAACUUCAUUCAUUUUUGACUUCCACAUACAUGUAUUUAUAUAUAUACAUAUAAUUGUAUAUACAUAUUCGCAUACCUAUUAUAUACACGUAUAAAUAUAAAUAAAUAAAUAUAUAUACAGUAAA